Molecule: messenger RNA, 753 nt
Organism: Striga asiatica
Lineage: Eukaryota; Viridiplantae; Streptophyta; Magnoliopsida; Lamiales; Orobanchaceae
Source: the annotation of a GenBank genome assembly
AUGUUGCCUUUUGUAUCACGUAAUUUCCGAAGACAUCGAUCAUUAAGUUGCACUUUCCAACUUCUGCUGAAUGAAGCGACUUCCGAAUUGAUCCGUACUCAUUUGCCGUCUGUAGAAGGAGCGACUCGUAUUGCUGUCUCCUCUGAAGAAGCAAUGCCUCGAGAUAAGCUUUCUCCAAAGCCCGUAAAUCAUCAUGACUAUGCGGAAAGUUUGCCGGAUGAUGAUGUGGCACUUUCGGCAAGUAUUGGAUUUGGUGAAAUCCAGGUGGAGCAGAGCUUCUCGAAAUCAAUCCAGGCACCGUUUAAAGCGGAAAGCGUGGCAGCAAUAUCAGCAAUCUCGAAAAUGCUCGGCGAGGAGGAGAAACUACUUGACUCGGGAGGUUCCGAUUUUGUCUUCCUCGUAGAAUCUGCCACGUCAGCAACCGAGCUUUGGCUAGCAGCACCAAAGCUUUUCCUUCGAGCUCCCAUACCCGAACCCGAACUGCUCAAAUUCUUCUCGAACGACUCGACCGAAUUUUUCCUCGAUAAGUUCCUUAAAGCCGUUUUUCUCAGCUCCUUCAACUCAUCGUCGCUUUUUUUGACAGACGAACCCAAACCCGGCUGCAUCGUAAAAAGAGACGAGCCGAAACUACUACUAACAUCACUCGAAUUUACGCUCAAACCAAACGCGGCCCUAAUCCGCUGCGCGACCCUCCAAUCUUCUUUUGAUAGAGUUGGUGGUGGAAGCCUUGGAUUGAGAUUCUCGUGCGAGUAA